Aspergillus oryzae RIB40 is the source of this 747-nucleotide messenger RNA. RefSeq names its product alpha/beta fold hydrolase. Bases 1 to 747 code for a protein of 248 amino acids. The transcript has 2 exons. Lineage: Eukaryota; Fungi; Ascomycota; Eurotiomycetes; Eurotiales; Aspergillaceae. The record is from RefSeq and is a predicted model, not a curated record.
AUGUCACCAAGACACAUGGAUUACAUCCACCUCAACCAAAUCUUUCAGCACUCCACCAAUACCCAUAGCUACCAAAUCCGGUGGACAUCUCUUGGUAAUAAUGCCUUGCCACCACUGAUCUUUGUACACGGUACCCCCUGGUCGUCUUGUGUCUGGUAUACCUACGCACGAUCAUUAUCCACAUAUUUCCAUGUCUACCUCUUCGACAACCCCGGGUUUGGCGAGAGCCCCCUUGGGCAACCACUCCCGGGUAAGGAGGAUACCAUUACCAAAGAGGUCGCAUUGGAUGCCAAUCUAGCGCAACAGUCGGAGGUCUUUGCCGCCCUCUAUCACUGCUGGGCUCAGAAUUGGAGACAUGAAAAGGCCCAUGUCAUUUCACAUGAUCAUGGGGGGCUGAUGACCUUACGUGCUCAUAUAUUGCAUAACUGCGAGUAUGCUAGUCUGUGUCUCAUAAAUGUGGUGGCAUUGGGACCGUUCGGUCAGCCAUUGUUCAAGUUAGUGGCGGAGAAUGAAGAGGUAUUUAAUGCGUUGACUGGGCCGGUAUUUGAAGGAGUGGUGGAAGCAUAUAUACGAGACGCGGCAUAUAGUGAGUUGGGGAAGGAGACGAUGGAGAUGUUGAAGAGGCCGUGGAUUAGUACCGAGGAAGGGAGGAAGGCCUUUGUGAGGCAGAUGGUACAGGCAAAUAGUCGCCACACUGAUGAGGUUGAGGGGAAAUACCCGGAAGUGGGGAAGAGAAUGCCGGUUUAG